Messenger RNA from Pogoniulus pusillus (Red-fronted tinkerbird), 2079 nucleotides. It is a transcript of the gene MOB3A, whose product is annotated as MOB kinase activator 3A. The transcript has 4 exons. Gene Ontology annotation, cellular component: cytoplasm. The record is from RefSeq and is a predicted model, not a curated record. Bases 34 to 684 code for a protein of 216 amino acids. NCBI's taxonomy places the organism in Eukaryota, Metazoa, Chordata, Aves, Piciformes, Lybiidae.
AGCAGCAGCAGCAGCAGCAGCAGCAGCAGCAGCAUGUCCCACGCCCUCAAGCAGGUGUUCAACAAGGACAAGACCUUCCGGCCCAAGCGCAAGUUCGAGCCUGGCACUCAGCGCUUCGAGCUGCACAAGAAGGCUCAGGCCUCGCUGAACGCGGGGCUGGACCUGAAGGUGGCAGUGCAGCUGCCCCCUGGCGAGGAGCAGCACGACUGGGUGGCCGUGCACGUGGUGGACUUCUUCAACCGCAUCAACCUCAUCUACGGCACCGUCAGCGACUGCUGCACCGAGCAGUCCUGCCCGGUCAUGUCCGGGGGGCCCAAGUACGAGUACCGCUGGCAGGACGAGCACAAGUACAGGAAGCCCACGGCCCUCUCUGCCCCCCAGUACAUGAACCUGCUGAUGGACUGGAUCGAGGUGCAGAUCAACAACGAGGACAUCUUCCCCACCAACGUGGGUACUCCCUUCCCCAAGAACUUCCUGCCCGUGGUGAAGAAGAUCCUGUCCAGGCUGUUCCGGGUCUUUGUGCAUGUCUACAUCCACCACUUCGACAGGAUCACGCAGAUGGGCUCCGAGGCUCACGUCAAUACCUGCUACAAGCACUUCUACUACUUCGUGAAGGAGUUCAACCUGAUCGACACCAAGGAGCUGGAGCCGCUGAAGGAGAUGACCUCCAGGAUGUGCCACUGAGCUCAGCCCCUGCCUGCCUCUGCUGAGGGCUCCCAGCCCCACUCCUGCGCUGGAGAUGAGACUGCAGGGUGGGAGGGGAGGAGGAGGAGGAGGACAGAGAUGCUUGGUUGAAGAAAUCUCUCUAUAUUUUUAAGGAGUUUGGAGGUCAAACUGUGACCCUGCAGGAAUAUUUUUGUAAAGAUGCUCCAGAGGAGUUUAGUUUUUUAUAGGAAUUUCUAUAAAGAAAAAAGGAAGAAAAGAAAAUGGGAAAAAAAAAGAAAAAGAAAAGAAGAAGAGAAGAGGAAAAGCUUUGGGAGGCCUUGGAGAUGCUGUCUGGGCAGGGCAGAGCCUUCCCUGCCAGCCUCUUCCCAUCCCCUCACUGCAGCAGCACCAAGGCAGCUGAGCCCAGAAGCUUCAGACAGAGCCACGGCCUGGUGCUGCCAUGGUACUGCCCUGCUGCGUGGGCACCCGGGAGGGGAGGUGCCCUGGGGGCCUUGGAUCCCCUCCCCUGGGGGGGGGCUUCUGGCUUCCAGCAUCUCUUCCCCUGGCUGUGAGCCCAGAGGUUGUGCUCCUGCUCUGCUUGGCACAUCCUGGCCCUGGGGCUUGGCCCUCCUCGAAAGGAAUCUGCAUUGGACUCCUCUGCUGGCCAGGCCAAUGCCCCUGGAGGCUCUGCCCCUGGAGGCCCUGCCCUGUGCUCCGGUGCCAGCUCUGCCCCUGUGCCCUGCAGCUGCUCCUGCCUUGGCUCAGCCUUUCCUGCUCCCAGGGCUGCUGCAGGCUCCCCCCCAGCAUCUGUCGCCUCUCUUGGCCUCUCUGUUCCUUUCUCUCGAACAGGGAGGGGCUGGGAGCAGAGGGGCACAGAGGAGGGCACAGAUGCCCACCUGGCAGCGCGAGCCCAAGCAGCCCUGUGGCAUUGAGCAGAGGGAAGGUACUGGCACAGCCCUGCCCCUGCUCCCCCCCAUGGUACUCUGAGCCUGCCUGGGGGGGCUGUGCUGGUGCCCUCUGGCCUCACUUGCUGGACCAAUUCCUGCCUCCCGCCAGGGUACGGAGCCUUCUCCCUCCCUUUUCCCCAGCAGCUUCCCCUGCCCCGGGCUGGGCGGGCACAGCUGUGGGCACACACUGCUGACCCCAGUCCCGGGCCUGCUGCCCUGGGCUGCUGGCACAGGCAGCUCCCCCUGCCUGCCCAGGGCCCCGCAGGAGGGAGGUUCUGCUCCCUCGGAGCGGGGCACAGCCUGGGCAGGGGGCAAGAGGAUUCUCUGAGCAGUGCCCAAACCCUGCCCCUCAACCUCUUCUCCUCACAGGGUUUUGGGCCUUUUGCUGGGUCUGUUUCUUGUCCUUGAGCCUGCCCAGAGCCUGCUCCGUUUGCUGCGGCUGCUCCUGGCGCUCCGGGGAGGGAACCAAUAAACGAAGUUGCCUUCA